ACAGGAGAACCUCGUGGCUCUCAAAUUCAAGCUUCUUUCGUCUACUUUUUCCCCAUCGUUCUGAUACAGUGGAAGAAGAGAGAGAGAGAGAGAGAGAGAGAGAACGAAAGGGCUGCGGAAAAAGCAAAGGGAAGAUGUCUUGCUUUGUGCCUUUCAACAGGAGGAACCUGGACAUAUGCUUCUUCGUGUUCAGGCCAACUUUGGUCGUCGUGGACGAGCUCGUCGAGGCCUUGAAGCGAUUCUCCGUGUCCACCGAGGCUCUCGGCUGCGUCCAGAGCUCCAUUUUCAGGAGCAUUCAUGGCAACAUGAUUAUAUGGUACGGCGCAUGGAUGAGGAAAUCAAGCGACAACAAAGAGUCACUGAAUGCGACACUGCUAUCAAUGUUGACUGAUGUAUCAACCAUGGCCAUCCUCAUCGAGCACAGCUUCUUCGAACCCUACGCGGGUGAGUCGCGAGACGGCUCGUUGGCCGCCAAACUCUCGACGGGCGACAUCAUAUCCGUCGAUGCGGCCGAGUCCACCGCUUGCAAGAUCGGUGACCUAGCCUACGCGUGCUUAGCGAUAUUCAAGUCUCGGUUCAUGAAGAUUGAGGGCGUGAACGCUGGGGUUUGCAUGAAAUCGCAGAGCCAGCCGAGGGUGGCGUGCAUCGUCGUGUGGAAAUCGCUUCAGUUCUGUUACUCAUAUAUCUUGAAGUCGGAGUAUCGGAAGGCGAUGCUCCCGUAUCUCGAACGGUUCUCUCUCGACAUCAAGUACGACAUCUUCAAGGUAGUCUACGUGAGUAGUGAAGGUUCAGUGAGUUACCAUCACCAUGUCUCUCCUCAGCCCAUGUUAGGGCAUGAGGGAGAAAGCAAAGAGAGGCAGGUCAUGCAGAAUUGACGAAGAGUGGUUCAUUUGUUGUGAAUUUAUAUAUUGCAGUAUAUUUGUACGGAAA
Molecule: messenger RNA, 930 nt
Organism: Syzygium oleosum
Lineage: Eukaryota; Viridiplantae; Streptophyta; Magnoliopsida; Myrtales; Myrtaceae
Exons: 3
Coding region: 135-875 (246 amino acids)
Source: RefSeq, a predicted model, not a curated record